AUGACUUGCAAGAGAUUUCAAAUAGUGUUUGUUGCAUCGGAAGUUUCUCCAUGGUCACAUACUGGUGGCUUAGGUGAGGUUUUGGGUGGAAUUCCAGCUGCAUUAGGUAAAAUGGGUCAUCGUGUAAUGUGCAUCUCACCUAGAUGGGAUCAGUAUUCAGAUGCUUGGGAUACAAGUGUACAUUUUGAUUUUGAAAUUGAUAACAGGAUUAUAACUACAAGAUAUUUCCACACAUUUAGAAAUAACGUUGACUAUGUCUUUGUCGAUCAUCCACUUUUCUUAGAACGUAUAAAGGGACUAACACAAAUGAAAUAUUAUGGUCCACAGACUGGCAUUGAUUGGCCUGACAAUCAGAUUAGAUUUGUUGUAUUCUCACAUGCUGCACUUAUUGCAAUCUUGAAGUUACCAUUAAAUGGAUAUCCUUAUGGUGAAGAGUGUGCAAUAGUAUGCAAUGACUGGCAUACUGCACUACUACCAGCAUUGAUUGCUCAAGAAAGAAAAAAAAGUAGAUGCCUUAAAACCUGUAUAUUUCUUUGCAUACAUAAUAUUGUUUUUCAAGGAAGAUUUCCCUAUGAAUCGCAGCAGAAGAUGUAUGGAAUAGAUGAAGAUAUAUUCAAGGCAUAUAUUUGUUACCAGUCUCUCAAAGUAGGGUCUAAAUCACCAAAAACUGAUAUUAUUAAUUGGUUGAAAGGUGGAAUAUAUUUCGCUGAUAAAGUUCUAACGGUCUCCAAGGCAUUUGCAGAAGAAAUUGUUCAAUGUCCAUCUAGAGGCAUUGAAUUAGAUGAAGAUCUACGUUCCAAGGGAUGUGUUGGAAUUCUUAAUGGUCUCAAAGAUAUUAUCUCUCCAAUGAACUUGAAACUCUGUAAAGCCGCACAAAUCCCUACAUAUAAUAUUUAUGAUGUAAAUUUUAAAAAAACCAUUUGCAAGUCUUCAUUUCAAGCAGCAAUUGGAAUGACUUCAAAUCCCACUGUACCUAUAUUUAUUUUUAUUGGUAGAUUUGAUGUACAAAAAGGGUGCGAUGUAUUUUUCGAAGCUAUUAGAAGAGUAUUCGGAGUAAAAGGAGCUAAUGGCCUGAAUUCUACAAUAAGUACGGGGAUUUCUACUCCCGAAGUAGAAUUUGAAGAUAACAAAACUACUCAGAAAAAUAUGGAUAUGCAAUCAGCACAUAUUGUAAUGAUGGGAUCAGGUAUCCAAAGUUUUAUUCAACAAGCAGAGGAGUUAGAAAUGUUGUUUCCAAAAAGGUUUAAAGCAACAUCUUAUGUUAAAGGAGGUUUGAAGUAUCUAGCCUUGGCAGCAGCUGACUUUUUAGUUGCGCCUUCUAGAUUUGAACCAUGUGGCUUGGUUCAAAUGGAAGCAAUGAGAUUUGGAUGCUUACCUGUCUGCACACCUACUGGUGGAUUCAAAGAGACAGUCGAACAUAUGAGAACUGGAAUUCAUCUUGAUCGAGAAAUUGAGCUGGAAAGUGUUGUUUCAGAUAGCUCAGUAACUUCACUACUUAAUGCAAUGAGUACUGCAUGCUCAAUAUACAGAUAUGAUACUGAAAAGUUAGAUGAAAUGAGGAGAAGAGCUAUUGAAACUGCCCAUAAAUUUACUUUGACUGCAACUGCUAUAAAAUAUGAGCAGAUGUUUGAAGAAUGCAAUACGAAUCUAUUUUUUGACGAUCUUCGAUUAUUACUUAGCGUAGUUCCUACCUUUUAA
Messenger RNA from Cryptosporidium muris RN66, 1698 nucleotides. RefSeq names its product glycosyl transferase. Lineage: Eukaryota; Apicomplexa; Conoidasida; Eucoccidiorida; Cryptosporidiidae. The transcript has 2 exons. The coding region runs from base 1 to 1698 and encodes 565 amino acids. Gene Ontology annotation, molecular function: glycosyltransferase activity. The record is from RefSeq and is a predicted model, not a curated record.